UCCUCUCCAGCAGCAGCUUCAGACGCACUGCAGAGGGCGAUGAAGGUUUGUGUGUCUGUCCCAUAUGUUGACAACCCCUCCUCCCCCGAUGAAAUACACAAUCAUCCUUCACUUAGCCUCCCACAGUUCGUGUGAUGUGGACAGCUGACUGAUGUUCGUCUCUGUGGGUCUCUGAAGCGGCUGGAUGAGUGCGCAGAGGAGCAGUGGAAGUUCGGAGGGGGCGCCAUCGUCCUCUCUCACAGCAGCCAAAGAGGGUGCUAUGGAGGAGCUGCACAGUCUGGACCCGCGCCGGCAGGAGUUGCUGGAGGCCAGGUUUCUGGGUGGAGUCAGUGGAAACACAGCGGGCAGCACCAGCAGCGCCAGCGGAGGAGCCAAAACCUUGACAAACAACGAAUGCUCCAAUCACAGUUUGGGUAGUUUGGGCUCCUCCAGUGAUAAAGAGUCAGAGGGCUCCGAUGGGAAAAGAGGAAGUUCUCCUGCGUAUUCAACUCCUGAAAAGAAGCACUCUGAGUCAUCACGGGGCAGGAAGAGGAAAGCUGACAUCCAGUCAGAGAGCAGUCAGGGGAAGUCUGUCAUUCGGGGACCCAAAAUUAGUGAUUAUUUUGAUUUUCAGGGUGGUAACGGGUCCAGUCCAGUAAGAGGUCUGCCACCAGUCAUCCGCUCACCCCAGAACUCACAUUCCCACUCUGCACCAGGAUCCAGUACCCGGCAGAACAGCUCGUCCCCCACCAGUCUGUGUUUUGGGGACUCUUUGAUUUCUUCUAGACAGAUGUCGGUCAAGAGUGUUCAGACCGACCUGACGGUGGUAAAACUGGCCGCUAUAGAGAGCAAUAAAAGCCUGGACCUGGAGAAGAAGGAGGGCAGAAUAGACGAUCUGCUGCGGGCAAACUGUGAUCUUAGGAGACAAAUCGAUGAGCAGCAAAAGCUUCUAGAAAAGUACAAAGAACGUUUAAACAAGUGCAUCACGAUGAGCAAAAAACUUCUGAUUGAGAAGAGCACACAGGAGAAGCAGGCGUGUCGGGAGAAGAGCAUGCAGGAUCGACUGCGUUUGGGGCAUUUCACCUCUGUGAGACGCGGAGCCUCGUUUACGGAGCAGUGGACCGACGGCUACGCCUUCCAGAACCUCGUCAAACAGCAGGAAUGGAUCAUUCAACAACGGGAAGAAAUCGAGAGACAGAGGAAACUGUUAGCUAAGAGAAAGCCACCAUCAGCCAGCAGCUCACAGUCUCCCAGCACCAACUCUGAGCCCAAACCACGUAAGACCAAAGCUGUGAACGGCGCCGAGAGCGACCCUUUCCUCAAACCCAGCCUUCCUCAGCUGCUAACUUUAGCGGAGUACCAUGAGCAGGAGGAGAUCUUCAAACUGAGACUCGGACAUCUCAAAAAGGAGGAGGCAGAGAUUCAGGCAGAGCUGGAGAGGUUAGAGAGGGUGCGAAAUCUUCACAUCCGGGAGCUGAAAAGAAUAAACAAUGAAGACAGCUCACAAUUCAAGGACCAUCCCACCCUGAAUGAGCGCUACCUGCUGUUACAUCUGCUGGGACGAGGGGGCUUCAGUGAGGUCUACAAGGCGUUCGACUUAAUCGAGCAACGCUACGCUGCUGUGAAGAUUCAUCAGCUCAACAAAAACUGGAGAGAGGAGAAGAAAGAAAAUUACCACAAACACGCCUGUCGGGAAUACCGAAUACAUAAACAGCUGGAUCAUCCCAGAAUAGUGAAACUGUACGAUUACUUUUCACUGGACACAGACACGUUUUGCACGGUUUUGGAGUACUGUGAAGGAAAUGAUCUGGAUUUCUACUUGAAACAGCACAAGCUGAUGUCUGAGAAAGAAGCUCGCUCUAUCGUCAUGCAGAUUGUUAAUGCUCUACGAUACCUGAACGAGAUCAAGCCACCCAUAAUACACUAUGACCUCAAACCCGGGAAUAUUUUACUGGUAGAUGGAAAUGCAUGCGGAGAGAUCAAGAUCACAGAUUUCGGACUGUCUAAAAUCAUGGAUGAUGACAACUAUGGAGUAGAUGGGAUGGACCUGACCUCACAAGGGGCAGGCACUUACUGGUACUUACCCCCGGAGUGUUUUGUGGUGGGUAAAGAGCCUCCAAAGAUCUCCAAUAAGGUGGACGUCUGGUCUGUCGGUGUCAUAUUUUUCCAGUGCCUCUAUGGAAAAAAGCCAUUUGGCCAUAACCAGUCCCAGCAGGACAUCCUGCAGGAGAACACCAUCCUGAAAGCCACAGAGGUUCAGUUCCCUUCCAAACCUGUUGCCAGCAAUGAGGCCAAGGCGUUCAUCCGCCGGUGUCUGGCCUACAGGAAGGAGGACCGGUUCGAUGUGCAUCAGCUGGGCAGAGACUCGUACCUGCUGCCUCCCGUCAGACGGCCCAGUUCCUCAGGAGCCCUGGCUCCUAGCUCCAGCUCCUACUGACCGCUCGCACACAGCCCGGCUGGACAGCGUCCGAGCUGCUUCCCUGGAGCAGGGCGCCCACAUUUACAUGCAGCCAUGAGGAAGAGAAGCUCGAGGAAGUUUGUCUUGAAUUCAUGUGCUUUUGCAUCAAUGAGAUUUGGGUUUACUGAGAAAAGUGAGAAAAAAGGAAAUAAAGCAUGAAAAUGUAGACACACCCGGAGAAUGUCACAAAGUCAUUCAAAUAAAAACAAUGCCUUCUGGAGUCUCAAUAGGGCACAGCUACUGUUAAGUACUUUGAAAUGUGACUGUUUUCACUCGGUUAUUCACAUGGUUGCCUCCCAGUUCAGAAAACAGAGAGACCUGGCGAGCCACUAUCAAUUCCCACGGUCUCUGCUGGGUUUCUGUAAAUUUAAGGAUUUGUUUCUUUCAGAGUUACUGUAACUGGCCUGCAAAGGUUUCAUUCUUCACUCUGUAGUAAUGCUAUGUGGUACAGACAACAGUGUUAGCUUUCUUGUUUUGUUCAGCUAGCUACGAGAAUGUAAUCCUAGCAUACAGAGCGUCUGCUGGCACACUAGGCCCAGGCAGCGUGCUAAUGUUAAAUGCACAAAAGAACCAAAUCUAGAGGAAUGGCAAUGUACAGAAUCCUGUGCAGGACAAAAUAAAGUAUCCCCUCUGGAGAGUUCAUGUAUAUUUGUUGUACAGGAUCUUAAUUUCAGAUAUUAACUUUCGGCAGAUUCGUUCUGUACAGAGGUUUAACAUUUUGCAUAAUUUCUUGUAAAUUUGGUUUCCUGGAGUGUUUUUUCUUUGUUAUUAUUAUUAUUUUGCUGCUUUGAUGUUGCUCUUUUUCAAACCGCUGUAUAAUGUACUUUGGGUAUAAAUUGUACAGACCUGUUAAAAGAAUGAUUGCAAAUAAAUGCCAGGAAGCUGCA
Molecule: messenger RNA, 3324 nt
Organism: Carassius carassius (crucian carp)
Lineage: Eukaryota; Metazoa; Chordata; Actinopteri; Cypriniformes; Cyprinidae
Gene: tlk1a
Product: tousled-like kinase 1a
Exons: 22
Coding region: 185-2416 (743 amino acids)
Biological process (GO): peptidyl-serine phosphorylation; intracellular signal transduction; chromosome segregation
Cellular component (GO): nucleus
Molecular function (GO): ATP binding; protein serine/threonine kinase activity
Source: RefSeq, a predicted model, not a curated record